AUGUCAAAGCCCCCGCUAGCAGGCAAACCACCGUUCGCAACAGACGAACCCGACUCGUUCUACGAAACCCCUCCGAUAACCCCUCCCCAACGUAUUCGUGCACAAAUGGUCCAACCAGCGACCACUGCCAACAGCGCGGAGCGAAACAAGCGCACGUCUGCUUAUGACAUAUACGAGGACUACAUUCCGGGAUCCAGCUCUUCUGGCACAGACAAAGCGAAAUCGAAUUCUGACCUCAAUCCCUUUGCAACGCCCCAGGACGCAGCAGCGAACCGCAAUUCAAGCGUUGGCGCUAUGCUUAUGAAUAUGGAUGACAUGGACGACGACUCGGACGAUGAAGAUUUUGGGAGGAGACCUGCGCCGUCUGCGCUUUCCAGUAGUAAUAGCGAUAUGAGCAAGAACGCUGCUUUAGCUGCCGCCGUGACAACAAGUGCAAAAGUGCGGGUAGGGCCGAGUCAGCCUACACCUGCUCCUCCUCCUCCUGCCUCCCCUCCUCAAUCUCAGCAACCGCAAAGAGGUCCACACCCAAUAGCCGCUCCUCAGCCUGGAUACCCUGCUCCUAUUGCUGCCCUUAACCUCGCAGAAUCCUUCGCAGAAAAGCAGAACCCACCUCAAAUGCGUCAAAUACCCAUUCCUCCUCCCCUGCGCAUCAACCCCAACAUACAGAACCCAUUUGAGCCACAGAAUCCGUUCAGCGGUGGUAUGCCGUCUCCAUUUGUUCGGCCAGAGUCCACGUCCCCCCACCCUCUCUUGCCUCCCGUGACACCCAUUACCCCUGUCUUUAUCCGACCCAAAGCAGUUGUUCCGCCGCCUGCAGCGAUCAAAUUUGACGAAUCAUCGCUACAUGAUCCGGCAGGUGUUCGCGGGAUGCCACGCCCACCGAAGGCUAUCAUGCGCAGUGAUGCAGAAGAGACGCCGCUUCGCUCACGUGGAGAGAAAGGCGACGACUUCUGGAGGCGCUUCUCGAUGGUCGCCAAGCUUGAGCAGACAAAAAACGGCCCUGGCCAACGCAAAAGCUCCUGGUUGUCGCGUACCCAGAGCCAAAAAGACCAGUACUCGCGCUGGGUGUGGAUUGUUGGCAUCACGCUGCUGCUUAUCAUCAUCGGCGCUGUUGGAUGCGGUGUAUACUUUACGCGGAACAGCCCCGACCAUCAACAACCAAAGGUGUUUGGCGGCUCGGCGGACCAGGCGGCAACGUACACGACCAGCGCGACAGGCAAAGUGACAGUUGGGCCUGGAGGGACGAGCACGAUUUUGCAUGUCAGCCCGACGCACGUUGUGGACAGGAGAGGUCCUGAGCCGACCUUGGCGCCAGUAGUUUCGACUGUGGGGAAGAGGAUGCACAUCGGCACCAACGCCAACGCGAAGCGACGGUUGGAUAGCAGCAUCUGGUAA
Psilocybe cubensis is the source of this 1395-nucleotide messenger RNA. RefSeq lists its product as uncharacterized. The coding region runs from base 1 to 1395 and encodes 464 amino acids. The record is from RefSeq and is a predicted model, not a curated record. The transcript is spliced from 2 exons. NCBI's taxonomy places the organism in Eukaryota, Fungi, Basidiomycota, Agaricomycetes, Agaricales, Agrocybaceae.